This is a messenger RNA of Verruconis gallopava, 961 nucleotides long. RefSeq lists its product as uncharacterized. Bases 102 to 746 code for a protein of 214 amino acids. The transcript is spliced from 3 exons. The record is from RefSeq and is a predicted model, not a curated record. NCBI's taxonomy places the organism in Eukaryota, Fungi, Ascomycota, Dothideomycetes, Venturiales, Sympoventuriaceae. Gene Ontology annotation, biological process: electron transport chain.
GGCUUCCUCAACACCACACCUCAUCCUCCAGCAGCAGCACCACCACCACCACCAGCCUGCACCCUCCCAGGCGACGACGGACACAGCACACGCUCGCAGUCAUGUCGCUUCUACACAAGUCAAUUGGCUCUCGCCUGCUCGCGUCGAGCGUUCGGCGGGCUUCCGUCAGGGCCUUCUCCACGUCUUCGUCCAGGAUGGCGGAUCCGGCCGCAGAACCUCCCGCUGAGCGACCGGACUCCACGCAGAUGGUCUCCAAGGAGUCGGCAGGUCAAGCGCAGCCAAGGCAUCAGCCCGACUACGACGUCGCUGUCGACUACAGGACCUCAGCAUAUUCCCCCAUCCCAAAGCGCGUCAUGGACGGCUCCGAGCCGGGUGAGACUCUACCUGCAGCAGUCCUCUCGGGCGCGCCCGUUGAUCUUCAGGCACGCACCGUCCGCAUCUACCGACCAACGAAGCCCGCCACGCAGUCCGGCACCUGGCACUCGGCCCACUGGCUCAUGGAUUGGGACCCGCUCCCCAAGGGUCACCGGUGGGAGAACCCGCUCAUGGGCUGGCAGUCGAGUGGCGACUUCAUGAACGGCGAACGCAUCAGCUUCAAGACCAAGGAGGACGCCAUCGCGUUUGCCAACAAGCAGGGCUACGAGUACUACGUCCAAGAGCCCAACGAGAGGCGUUUCGUGCCCAAGGCGUACGCGAACAACUUCGUGCACAGCCCGAAGAAGCUGAAGAUCAUUCGGACAAAGUAGAGUGGGAUGCGUGCGUGCGGGUGAAGAAUAAGAAGAAUGGACGGAGAGGCGGAGAGAGGUGGGGGAAAAAGGGCAAUAAAGUCACCGGAUAAGGACUGGCAUCAUCUGUAUAUAUAAACCCGUAGCCAGGGACGUCGCCUAUGUUGCAUGCUCAAAAUAGAUUCAUACGCAAUCCCGUCACCGCAAAACUUUGACAAUUACAUUACUGCCCGGCA